Messenger RNA from Pleuronectes platessa (European plaice), 3380 nucleotides. It is a transcript of the gene laynb, whose product is annotated as layilin b. Lineage: Eukaryota; Metazoa; Chordata; Actinopteri; Pleuronectiformes; Pleuronectidae. Bases 145 to 1251 code for a protein of 368 amino acids. The record is from RefSeq and is a predicted model, not a curated record. Gene Ontology annotation, molecular function: hyaluronic acid binding. The transcript is spliced from 7 exons.
GUUGUGAUUUGCUUCUUUUUUUUUUCGUCUCCGGGCUGAAAAAGAAAAACUCUUGAAGUCCAGCUCCUGAAGAAGCAGCUCGCUCCCUCCGUUACUUCAACAUCUCACCAGUGGCCGUGCAGCUCAUGUAGGGAACAUGUAGAGAUGGAUUUGAUGAAGCUGUUUGCCACCGUCGUCUUCGUUUUGUUCCAGCCUGGAUCCGCUUCUAAAGUAAAUGGCCAAAUGAUCUGUCGGCGUGGGACAGAGCGGCCGUGCUACAAGGUGUCCAGCAUCCAGGACAGCAGACGGAGAGUGACCUUCGAAGAUGCCAGGCAGACCUGCAGGUCGGACGGGGGCGAGUUGCUCAGCAUUGAAACAGAGAGCGAGCAGCGACUGGUCGAGAGGUUCAUACAACAGAUGCAGGCCGGAGAUGGAGACUUCUGGAUCGUUCUCCGCCAAAGCCCCCAGCGCUACAGGGCAGGGGCCACAAUCCCAGGUUGCCCCUCACAGUACUAUUGGCUGGAUGGAAGCAAGGCCAAGUUCAGGAACUGGCACUGGGAUGAGCCAUCGUGUCGUGGUGAAAUGUGCGUGAUUCUGUAUGAUCAGUCGCCUGCUCCGCCUGGCAGAGAUGGUCGUUUCCUGUUCCAGUGGAGUGACGUCAACUGCUACUCUAAGAACAGUGUUAUUUGCAAAUACCCAGAAAAAAAAGCACCAGUUUUUGCUGAUGAACGGAACAUGACACAUACAGUUCCAUCCCUGAGGCCCAAACUACUCUCAACUACAGAAAGUGACGACAAGACAAAAAUAGUUCUACCUGAGUCUUCAGUGUCUCUCUCAGACAACACCCUGUAUGUUUCCUACAUCCUCUAUGCAACUGUUCCUGCUGUCCUGCUGCUGCUGUCUGCGGCUGCUGGCUUCUUCUGUUACAGAAAGCAUGCGAAGAGGAGGAAGACAGAAACAGAGAGCUGCCCCAGCAGAUCGCAACCAUGGAAGUCAACCACAGCUUCACUUUGUCCCAUUCAAGGACCUUACGCCUUCAGUGACGUCACCAAACUGCCUCACACUGCCCUCGACGCCAGCGCCACCGCAGACAUCUUGACAAAGUUAUCGUGCGGCCCCUCCCCGGACUCCCAGUGUGACGAUUAUGAGAACGUGUCCUGCACGUACAAGGCGAGCGGCUUUGUGACCAACGACAUCUAUGAGACCUGCAAAGCUCAGAGUCGGCGCAGCCGCGGUCAGACUGGUUGGGUGGAAAACGAGAUCUACGGAUAACGCUGUCGAUGCCUAUCUGCUCUCUGCCAAGUCUCCGUCAUACUUCACUGCAGCAACAGAAAAAGAUCCAGCCAGAGACAAGAACCCCAUGUUCUCCAUCCCUGUUUCCUCCUGUGCACCAUACUGGCUGCUUGUGUGGUGUAGGGUUACUAAACAGGUGGCUGUGUCAGCCUGGUUAUUUCAGGAUAGAUCUGUUUCCUGUGUGUAUCUGCAGCGCUGCCUCCUCUGCAUCCAGCGUUCAAGUCUCAUUACUCACUAUUGCAGGGUUUCCCAAAGUUUGGUCAACUGUGACUCUGCAGUAUAUUUAGAUCCAGAACUUCCAGAGAGUUCUCUUGCUCAGAUUGUCAAACAAAUUGUGAAUUUGACCAUGCGAAGAGAACCAGAUAUGUUUAAAAGUCCCAUUACCACAUUUAAUUAUGUAAGAAGACAAGCCUGUGGUUAUGGUAGCAGCUUUGUGAUGUGAAUCUAUGCAGAGCUGUGUUUUGAGCUAACAACCUGCAGAUAUUUAACUGGUCUAUUGUUUACCAAGUUCCCCAUCUUAGCUUGAUUUGUUGUCAUGCUAACAUUUGCUAAUUAACACCAAAACCUAAGUAUAGUUGAGGCCAAUGGGAAUGUUAUCAGUCUUGAAGGUAUAUUUAGUUAUAAACCAAAGCAGAGGGAAAGUAUAUAUGUAUGCAUCGGAAUCAGGUCAGGUUGGGACACACACAAAAAAGGAUCCCUGUUGAGUUCAGGUCGUGUUUGGUUAGUUUUCCUAUUAGCUUGGACGUUGUUUGGACAGUUAAAUGAGACUUGAGCUGUUCUUCAUUGUGAUGGUGUAUAUGUCACUAAGAUCGAUCGUCUAGACUCUGUGAAUUUCAAAGAUGUUAUACCAAUCAGUGUAUAAACGUUGAGAAUUUCUAGAGGAAAUGUGGAAAGACAUGCAGCUGCUGGAAGCAACAGAGAAAAAUCAGACCCAAAUCAUAGAAUUCAUCAUCUUGGGACAAUGAAAAUGCAUCUAUAUGUUGGUGAACAAUUUAAUGGUAGACCAGACUGGUGGACAGAUGGAAUGAGAUAAUUUAUUCAAACUUCUUUUAUAUAUAGAAUUAUUAAAUAGCCAUCAAACACAUUCAGUCAGUGGAGGAAAUCUGAUCUGAAUCAUGAAUGAGUCAGGUCGGUUUAGCGGCGCAGCAAGUGCUGCUAUUUACGGCAUGGUGGAUUACACAUGUAACCCUGGGAAUAACUGCAAGUUUUGAGCCCUCGCGCAGGGUUACUCAUCUUGUAAACAAUCCCAAAUUAAACUACUCAACCAUUUUCCCAAGAACUCUAGAUAUUACUGUAGGAGGCACAAUGACCGAGAAAUUGCGUGGGCUCUCCACUGAUGCACACGUCCUAUUUAGGGACUAUUCUGACCUUUUCUCUAAACCCGAAGAGCGGUGUGUUUGUGUGUGUGUGUGUGUGUGUGUGUGUGUGUGUGUGUGUGUGUGUGUGUGUGUGUGUGUGUGUGUGUGUGUGUGUGUGUGUGUGUGUGUGUGUGUGUGUGUGUGUGUGUGUGUGUGUGUGUGUGUGUGUGUGUGUCCCGAUUUAAGGCUUCCUGUUUGGACUGUGAUGUCAGGGAACAGGACAGGGCAUGUGGAAACACUGAUGACAGAACUCUGCUGACCCCAGUAAACUUCAAGUACCCCCCCCCCCCCUCCUCCACUUGAUUGUGUGAGAAACUAAACCACUGAUUGUGACAUAGACACCAGUGAGGACUGACCAGUUUCGAUCAGGUCAUGGACUCCCUCAUCGUUGUUUGUCUGUGAAAGAACGUAACUGUGUCAUGAACAUAAAGAUAUCAUGGUUGUGUCUCAGUGUGCACUGAGUGAGCACUGAGUGGGCUGUUGGGUCGGUGUCUCGGAAAGAUGUAGUAAGCCAGGAGAGGCUGAGUGUGUUCUUGGAGAAUGUUAGACAGGAAAUGCCAAAAGCACAUCUGGAACUCCUACAUCCAGGAAGUCUAUGCGUGACAGCAGAGGCCUUCGGGGCGCUGCUCGGCUCGGCCUGCUUAGCAAACCACGGUUUUGUGUCAGAACGACCACUGGGUGGGAAUGUGCCCCGCGUCCUGGGAACAUGACUUGAUUGUUAGGUGUGAAAUAAAGUUUGGUUGCACAAUA